AUGAUGUCGGCCGAGCCGCCGUCGUCGCAGCCGUACAUCAGCGACGUGCUGCGGCGGUACCAGCUGGAGCGCUUUCAGUGUGCCUUUGCAUCGAGCAUGACCAUCAAGGACCUCCUCGCCCUGCAGCCAGAGGACUUCAACCGCUACGGCGUCGUAGAGGCGAUGGACAUUUUGCGGCUGCGUGACGCCAUCGAGUACAUCAAGGCUAAUCCGCUCCCCGCCUCGCGCUCUGGCAGUGACGUGCUCGACAACGACGGCGACGGCGACGGCGAGGGCGACGACAGUACGCCGGAGGGGAAGGAGGGGUGCUCGACGGAGCGCCGGCGGCAGUACACAGCACGCGGAACCACAGUCCUUUGCCGGUCGACCGACACCGCCGAGGAGGUGAAGCGCAAGAGCCGCAUCCUCGUCGCCAUUCGCAAGCGUCCGCUCAGCGCCGGGGAGCAGACGAACGGCUUCACGGACAUCAUGGACGCCGACAACAGCGGCGAGAUUGUGCUGAAGGAGCCAAAGGUGAAGGUCGACCUCCGCAAGUACACCCACGUGCACCGCUUCUUCUUCGACGAGGUUUUCGACGAGGCCUGCGACAACGUCGACGUGUACAACCGCGCUGCCCGCGCGCUGAUCGACACCGUCUUCGACGGCGGCUGCGCGACAUGCUUCGCCUAUGGACAGACAGGGAGCGGCAAGACACACACGAUGCUGGGCAAGGGCCCCGAGCCGGGCCUCUACGCACUCGCCGCCAAAGACAUGUUUGACCGCCUCACGAGCGACACGCGCAUCGUCGUUUCCUUUUACGAGAUCUACAGCGGGAAGCUCUUUGACUUGCUGAACGGCCGGCGACCCCUGCGAGCCCUCGAGGACGACAAGGGCCGGGUGAACAUCCGCGGCCUCACCGAACACUGCUCUACCAGCGUGGAGGACCUCAUGACGAUCAUCGACCAGGGCAGCGGUGUUCGCAGCUGCGGCUCCACCGGCGCCAAUGACACAAGCUCCCGCUCCCACGCCAUUCUCGAGAUCAAGCUCAAGGCGAAACGGACGUCGAAGCAGAGCGGCAAGUUCACGUUCAUCGACCUCGCUGGAAGCGAGCGCGGCGCUGACACGGUGGACUGCGCGCGACAGACACGCCUCGAAGGGGCGGAGAUCAACAAGAGCCUACUCGCGCUGAAGGAGUGCAUUCGUUUUUUAGAUCAGAACAGGAAGCACGUCCCGUUCCGCGGCUCGAAGCUGACUGAGGUGCUCCGCGACUCGUUUAUCGGCAACUGCCGCACGGUGAUGAUCGGCGCCGUCUCUCCGUCGAACAACAAUGCCGAGCACACGCUGAACACGCUGCGCUACGCCGAUCGUGUCAAGGAGCUGAAGCGCAACGCCACGGAGCGGCGCACUGUGUGCAUGCCCGACGACCAGGAAGAGGCCUUCUUUGACACGACCGAGAGCAGGCCACCGUCGCGGAGGACGACAACUCGCCUUUCUACGGCCGCCCCGCUUUUCUCCGGCUCUUCGACGGCUGCGCCAGCACUUAGAAGCACGCUACUCAGCAGCCGCUCCGUCAACACACUCUCGCCGUCGUCGCAGGCCAAGUCGACUCUCGUCACCCCGAAGCCGCCGUCGCGCGAUCGGACUCCGGACAUGGUGUGCACUAAGCGGCCCCGCGACUCAGACAGAAGCGGCGAGGACGAAGUGGUAGCGCGGCCGAGUGGGCGCCCAAGCUUCAAGCGCUUCGAGAGCGGCGCCGAGCUUGUCGCGGCCCAGCGCAGUCGCGUCAUUGACCAAUACAACGCCUACCUCGAGACGGACAUGAACUGUAUCAAGGAGGAGUACCAGGUGAAGUACGACGCAGAGCAGAUGAACGCCAACACGCGCAGCUUUGUGGAGCGCGCACGUCUGCUGGUGAGCGAGAAACGGCGCGCGAUGGAGUCCUUCCUAACGCAGCUGGAGGAGCUCGACAAGAUCGCGCAGCAGGUCGCCGACAUCACCGCCUUUCAGCAGCACCUGCCGCCAACGUAG
Messenger RNA from Leishmania major strain Friedlin, 2007 nucleotides. Its product is annotated as putative MCAK-like kinesin. Lineage: Eukaryota; Euglenozoa; Kinetoplastea; Trypanosomatida; Trypanosomatidae. Bases 1 to 2007 code for a protein of 668 amino acids. The record is from RefSeq and is a predicted model, not a curated record. The transcript has a single exon. Gene Ontology annotation, molecular function: microtubule binding; microtubule motor activity; ATP binding. Gene Ontology annotation, biological process: microtubule-based movement.